This is a messenger RNA of Brassica oleracea var. oleracea, 1233 nucleotides long. Its product is annotated as NAC domain-containing protein 78-like. The transcript has a single exon. Gene Ontology annotation, biological process: regulation of DNA-templated transcription. NCBI's taxonomy places the organism in Eukaryota, Viridiplantae, Streptophyta, Magnoliopsida, Brassicales, Brassicaceae. Gene Ontology annotation, molecular function: DNA binding. Bases 1 to 1233 code for a protein of 410 amino acids. The record is from RefSeq and is a predicted model, not a curated record.
AUGUAUGAAUACAACGACGAAGAUGGAGGGAUUCAAUUUCAACCCUACGACGAUGAACUCAUCAAUCAAUAUUUAAUCCCCAAGUUGAAAGGUAAACCAUGUAGAGAGAUCACUAUGAAGGAUGUUUACUCAAAGGAGCCAUGGUUGCUGGACCAUCCCAUGGGUUCGUUUUUCAAGAAGAACGAGUGGUACUACUUUGUGACAAGGACUCAACUCUCUAAGAAGAAAAUUGGUUGUGGUAAGAAAGUGAAACGGAAGAUCACCCGAGACGACGAUAGUGGGUCUUGGAGGGCUAAUGCGAAAGAAGAUAUCACGGACAAGGAAACAAAGAAGACCAUUGGGGUAAAGCAAAGCCUAAAUUUUGUUAGAAGCAACGUAAAUAACAAGAAGCAGAAGAGGGAAGACGGUACUUCUUGUGAUGUAUCACGAGACAAUGAGAGCUGGAUUAUGACAGAAUAUAUGCUUCCGGAAGAAAAAGAUAAGUUUCAUGAACUGGUCAUAUGCAAGAUUCAUGUGAUCAAGAAUUCCAAGAAGGAGAAUGAUGAUCAUCAUGAAGCUUGUACUUCUAGUAAUCAUCAUCAUUAUGUGUCUGUUCUAGCUUCUUCUUUCUCUGAUCAGCAGCUGCAACAUCCGAUCAAUGAAGCUCAUCGUCAUGAAGCUUCUACUUAUCAUCAUCAUCCUAUUGAGUUUUAUACCUUGGAGCAGCAACCGAUCAAUAUUGUUUAUCAAGAAACUUUUCUAGCUCCUAUCUUGGAGCAGCAGCCGAUUAAUAUUGUUGAUCAAGAAACUUUUCUAUCUCCUUUCUUGGAGCAGCAGCCGACUAAUAUUGUUGAUCAAGAAGUUUUUCUAUCUCCUUUCUUGGCGGUGCAGCAGACUAAUAUUUUUGAUCAAGAAAAUUUUCUAUCUCCUUUCUUGAGGGAACAGCCGACUAAUAUAGCAUGCAAUAUUCAAGAGAAUAACAAGGACGAUCAUGAAGCUCUUAUUCCUUAUCAUCAUCAUGAGUUUGCAGCAGACUGCUACACAGAGCAGCAGCCGAUCAAUGAAUUUCAUGGCCAUGUUCCAAAGAUUCCACUGAUAGGAUCAGAACUUAUAAAUUCGUUGGCGACAGUGAAUGUUUCGAGUUUGCCUAUGGAAGAAGAUGAUGGUAUUCUGAAUUACGAUGCGCAGUUCAUUUAUCAGGACUUGCUUGAAUCAGUAUGCUACCCUCCGCCCCCUCCCCCAAGAAAGCUCUAA